CGCCGCCGACGCAGCUGGCGGUGUAUGCGCUGAGCAUGGAGGUGCUGCCAGCCGGCAUGUUGCAGGUUGUGGCGGCGGAGCUGGAGGCGCUGAUGCAGCUGGUGUUGCCGCUCUGCCACCGCGCCCUGCAGGGCCGCAUGGCGGACGAGUGGAGCCAGCUCUGCCCGCCACCUCCCGCACCUCAAGCUCCGCAGGGCACCGCUUCUGCAUCUGCACCCUCACUGGACGGCCCCAGCAACCGCAGCAGCAGCUGUCACGUCAACGCCUCCGGCGCUCCCAUGAGCCCCUCUGGCUCCGCCGAUGCGACCAGCGGUGCCGGUGGCCAGGACGCACCAUGCGGCCAGACGAGGGCGCGCGUCGACUGCGCCUUUCCAUCGCACGACCAGCGGGACGAGCAGCGCAUCGGUGGCUCCAACCGCAACCGCCCGCAGCGCACUCGCUCCGUGCGGGAGCCACGAUCGACCCAUGGGACCGAAGCCUCCCGCCUGCUGGCUUCCACAGGAAGCAUCAGCCCAGGUGCCGUCGCAGCUACAGGCAUGCCAUGGGCGGCGCAACAGCCGCAGCAGCAGGCCCCUCAGCAGCAGCAGCAGCAGCCCCAUGUUGCGCCACUUCGGCGGCUGCUGUCUCGCUUCGCUACCGGCGCAACAGCGACGAUGUCAACCACAGCUGCCGCCGCCACUCCCUCAGAGGCAUCCCCCCAGUGCCAGUCGACGACAUUCGAAACCAAGCCAACCCCUUGCAACAGCCCGGAUGCGCUGGACCCGCAGUCCCCCUUUAGGGCGCCCGCAAGCAACCCGUCCCCGGCUUAUGCGGGCACGUCAGCACGCCUGCACGGCGGCAGCGGCGGCAACAUCGGCGAUGUCGGCAGCGGAAGUAUCGAGGAGGACGAUGUGGAGGAGGAUGACUUGGAGCUCAGCAGCCUGGUCAGCAGCUCGGAUCGCCUGAGUGGCGGGCCCUCCUUCGCUUCGCCGCUGUGCACUGGAGUGGCCCGCGUACACGAGGAGGGGCAGCUGGGAGAGGAAGGAGGAGCGGCAGGGAAAGGAGCCAAGGGAGCUGCAGGCAGGGCCGCGACACCGCAGUCGCCGCUCCUGAUCCACGGGUUUUCAGGCAACACGUCGGUGCGGUCUGCAGAAACAGGAGGAGCGACGGCGGCAGUAGCGGUGGCGCCAAUAGCAGUGGCAGUGCAGCCGGCACCAGGGAAGUGCGGCGCAGUCAGCGACCAACGCGCCCGGCAGCUCAGCUGCGCCGAGGGGCUGCCCGCGCCGCCAUCCUUCAUGCAGCUUCGCGCCCAAUCACAG
Molecule: messenger RNA, 1298 nt
Organism: Astrephomene gubernaculifera
Lineage: Eukaryota; Viridiplantae; Chlorophyta; Chlorophyceae; Chlamydomonadales; Astrephomenaceae
Source: the annotation of a GenBank genome assembly